AUGGUGAAUUUGCUUUUCCGCCGGUUAAAUUUCUUAUCCAUAACUGGCGACUACACUGAAGGUGGUAUACUGACAGCAUCUUACGAGUACGUAGGAGGUCAUGAAGGAAAGAGUAUUUACAAUUGGUAUCUUCAUGAGGUUGAAACUGACCCUGGUAUUUUGAUACCUGAGGUUUCGGGUUGUCUUCAAUACAGUGUCACUAAAGACGCUAUCGGUAAAUUUAUCUCAUUUAGAUGUACUCCAUUGCGUUAUGAUGGGAUUAUGGGGGAAUCAAGAACUUGCAUGGGUCAAGAACAUAUUCUGGAAAUGGUGUUAUCUGUAUAUAUUAAUAUGAGAUGA
Messenger RNA from Helianthus annuus (common sunflower), 339 nucleotides. RefSeq names its product 187-kDa microtubule-associated protein AIR9-like. The record is from RefSeq and is a predicted model, not a curated record. The transcript is spliced from 3 exons. NCBI's taxonomy places the organism in Eukaryota, Viridiplantae, Streptophyta, Magnoliopsida, Asterales, Asteraceae. Bases 1 to 339 code for a protein of 112 amino acids.